GCAAGCUGCUAUUUUACUAUAGAUUCCGGAACAGAACACUUCCUGGUAUUAAAAAAAAAAAAAAAGUCGCGGUUUUAGUACGUUUCGUGUUAAACAUUACCGUGAUAAAAAUGGCAUUCAGGACAUCCUAAGACAUUUUGAAACAGCGGAUAAAGCUCGUUAUAAUCUCAGUUCUUUGUCUGUGGAGAGAAUUUAAGGAUGACAGACCCCAACAAACCUGGGCGUAAGCUGUCCACAUCAGGAGAAAGCUUAUACAAGACCCUGGACUUGCAAAAAGGAGCUUCAUCUGAGGACAUUAAAAAAGCUUAUAGAAAACUUGCACUCCGUUAUCACCCAGACAAGAACCCAGACAACCCAGAGGCUGCUGAAAAGUUUAAAGUGAUCAACAAUGCUAACUCCAUUCUUAAUGAUGAGACCAAACGUCAGAUCUACGAUCAGUAUGGAUCCAUGGGCCUUUACGUGGCUGACCAGUUUGGAGAAGAAAGUGUUAAAUACUAUUUCCUCAUGUCAAAAUGCUGGUUCAAGGCACUUUUUUUCUGUACCAUGUUCUUCACUUGCUGCUGUUGCUUCUGCUGCUGCUGCUGCUGCUGUGGGAAGUGUGGAUCAAAAGAGGAAGAGGAGGAAUACUUCUAUGUGGAUCCUGAGCAGCUUGAAGCUCAAAUGUUUGAAGAGCAAAACAAAGGGAAUCAAACUGUUAUUGUCGGACAGCCAGUUCCCUCUGAAGCUCCAGGAGCUUCACCACAGGGUCCUGUGAUCAUAGGCAUGCCUAUUCCUAGUCAAGACACUGUGGACCAUUAAGGUGGAGACAGCCAUAAACACAAAGCCAGCUCUCCACAGAACAUCAGCCUUUUGCCUUUAAAGAUCAAACAAGUACAGCCACGUCAUUGAACUUGGCCCACUGGCACUUGAGGAAAUUUUGGCUGAUGGACAGGGGCUGCAUAUAGUGUGUGUGUGUGUGUGUGUGCAUGCGUGUGCAUACGCGCUCUCUGUGGAGUAAAAGUGGUUCAGAAUAUACCGUUUACACUCACUGUACUUUUCCUUCUGUACUUUUAAUGUGGUAUCAAGUUCUUUCCCAUAUUUAGAUAUUUAUAUAGUGAAAUCUUUUAAAUUGACAGUAACCAAUUUGUUUCUCCAGCCCAAAAAAUAUACUGGUAUUCAUAUUGUACAUGAGAUUGGGUGGGAUACUUUGUAAUUCCAAAACCUCUUUAGGAGCACACAAUACCAGCCGGUUUGGCCUGCCUUUGUUUAUUUGUCUUAAAUACAAAUUUAAAUGGGAACUACAUUUUAGUUUAAAUGACUGUGACCAUGACACAUUCAUAUUUAUCUUUACUCAUAAUAGCAUAUUGGCACUAUUUAAAUAUUUUCGACAUUUAGCAUGGACUUUAAAAACACUUUAAAUGCAGCAGUGAUUGGACUACAAUGCUGUAUUAGAGCAGUUGCAAUACUUUGCUUGACAGCAUACUGUGAUUAAAAAAUACAAGCAUACAUGCCUUAGAAUAAAUGCUGUUUUUGCAUGCUCUUGGUGAAAAACAUUACCCACAGUACCCAAGAAAAUAUUUUGAAAUCUGGUAUUUAGAUUUAUGAAUAAUGUACUAAGAACAAGUCAGAGGUUACUCAGGUAUCUUCCAGAUUGACAUUUUCAUGCUUCUGGGAUCUCAUUAAGAUAUUUUACUUUUGAGAAAUUCAAACAAUGGCAUAACUGUAAUGACUCAUCUGAUAUAUAUUUUUAUAUUAGUGUAAUGCAAAAAUACGGUUCAAUGCUUCAGAUGUUUGUGCAAUAUAAAAAUGUUUGUAUUUGUACAUUGGAAGUGUAUGCUAUGAUUUAAAUUGAAUAAAUUAUACUUUUGAUUGCCA
Molecule: messenger RNA, 1854 nt
Organism: Tachysurus vachellii
Lineage: Eukaryota; Metazoa; Chordata; Actinopteri; Siluriformes; Bagridae
Gene: dnajc5gb
Product: DnaJ (Hsp40) homolog, subfamily C, member 5 gamma b
Exons: 7
Coding region: 199-798 (199 amino acids)
Source: RefSeq, a predicted model, not a curated record